AACCCAAUAAGCAAUUUCAUGAAAAUAGAUAUACUUGUCAAGUAUGGAGUCUCAAAGUGUGAGCCAAACUUCUCCUAGCACUGACGACAAGCCAAACUGCAAGUGCUCAGAAGGAUGGAAAUGCACCGUCACCAAAACUGAGCCGUCCAAGGUUGGCAAACCUUUCGCAAAAUGUGGUGGCGGUGGUUGCACAUGUGUCACCGAGCCAACUGUGGUGCAACGGCCAUUGGAGAUCCCUGCAGAAGCCAAAGCAUUCUGUGAGUGUGGUGAAGGUUGGUCUUGUGUUGUAACCAAAACCGAUGGCCCCGAUGCCGGCAAGACCUACUUUGAGUGUGGUGAAGGUUGCAUUUGUGUCAUAGAUGAAACAAACACUGUGAAAGUUGUAUGCGCCUGAUGCCUGAAUUGCCUCAUGUCUUCAGGUGGUUAAAACCUCACAAAACGAUACAAAGUUGAUAUGUUUCUGCUACUAAACUACGUCCAGAUAUUGUGUUUGUCCUAAAAUAAGCAUGUGAGAUUUGUAUUAAGUUACUAUUUGUGUGUUAUGCUGUAAUGUAUGAAGUUUGUGUUUAGCUUCUAUAAUCUAUAUACGCGCCAUACGUAAAAGUAAAUGGCUGUCAAUGAAGAACUUGAUAUCACUGUCGGCGCUCAA
Helianthus annuus (common sunflower) is the source of this 649-nucleotide messenger RNA. RefSeq lists its product as uncharacterized. The transcript is spliced from 3 exons. NCBI's taxonomy places the organism in Eukaryota, Viridiplantae, Streptophyta, Magnoliopsida, Asterales, Asteraceae. The coding region runs from base 44 to 394 and encodes 116 amino acids. The record is from RefSeq and is a predicted model, not a curated record.